AUGGCUUUAAAUCGUGCAGUAUCAGCAAAAAAAGCAUCUAAGCGUGAUUCCGAAGUAGAAAAGAAAGCACAAGAAUGGAUUGAAGCUGUUAUCAGAGAAAAAUUUCCAGAGGGCUUGUAUGAAGAUGCGUUGAAAGACGGCAUUAUUCUUUGCAAAUUAAUGAACACUUUACAACCAGGUUCUAUACCAAAAAUUCAUACUACUGGUGGUCCAAUUAAACUACGAGAAAAUAUUGGUCUAUUUCAAGACGCUGCUAGAAAAUAUGGUCUUGAUGGAAAUGAAGUAUUUCAAGCUGUCGACUUAUAUGAUAAACACGAUAUUCCACAAGUGACACUCUGUAUCUACGCCUUGGGACGUCUCGCUCAGAAAAAUAACUUCUCUGGCCCUCAACUUGCUCAUAACUAG
Didymodactylos carnosus is the source of this 405-nucleotide messenger RNA. Lineage: Eukaryota; Metazoa; Rotifera; Eurotatoria; Philodinida; Philodinidae. The record is from the annotation of a GenBank genome assembly.